AUGGGGAGGAUUAACAAUCUACCAAAAGAGAUCAUGCUAGAAAUAUUAACCAGGUUACGUGCUGAAUCUGUCUUGAAAUGUAAAUUGGUUUGCAAACCAUGGAGGCAUCUUGUUCGUCUUCGAUCAUUUUCUCAAAUGCACUUGAACCAUCUGAAUUCUGAUUCUGGUAAGUUGAGUUUCAUUAUUACGAAUUAUGAAUCAGUGCGUCCAAAAUUUUAUUAUUCUGAGUAUGAAGAGGAUUUUCAUGAGACACCACCUAUUAGUAGACUAACAAGGAUGGAAUUAAACCUUCCAUUUGAUGGGUAUUCCUUAACUGGUUCAGAUAAUGGUUUAAUUUGCUUCAAUUCAUGUCAUGGGGAUAGUUAUGGAACUGCUUAUAUCUAUAAUCCAAUCACCAGAGAAUACAUUAUCCUUCCAAGAUUUAAGGGAAAUUACUGA
Molecule: messenger RNA, 438 nt
Organism: Papaver somniferum (opium poppy)
Lineage: Eukaryota; Viridiplantae; Streptophyta; Magnoliopsida; Ranunculales; Papaveraceae
Product: putative F-box protein At1g55070
Exons: 1
Coding region: 1-438 (145 amino acids)
Molecular function (GO): protein binding
Source: RefSeq, a predicted model, not a curated record